AUGGCGCCAUCGAGAUAUGAAGCAUAUAGCGAACCUUUACCAGAUGACUGCACAAGAUUGCUGCAAAUCCGUCGAAACCCAAGCCCAAGUGCCAAAGACGAUGUCGACGUACUCGACUGUACCCUGACUACUCACGAAAUAGCAGACUACCCACCCUAUGAAGCAAUCUCGUAUGCCUGGGACGAACCUCUGGCCGAACAGAUCAAACCACCAUGGCCAGUCGAACCGCAGGGCGAGCCUUUCGACGUCACAGCAAACCUGAGACAUCUCUUAUAUCACUUGGCAGACUCACCCGAAGAACCUGAUUGGGACGAGACCUUACCUCGCUAUUAUUGGAUCGAUGCUCUUUGUAUCAACCAGGAUGACGAUGAAGAACGCACCGCUCAAGUUCGGGCGAUGCAUCGAAUCUAUCGCAAUGCUAGCUAUGUGAUCAUCUGGCUGGGGCCUGAUCCAGAGCAGGAGGCAUAUUACGUACGCGAGAUGCUUAGGGCGCUGCUGCAAAUGUACAGCUCAGUGGACGAAGAGAUGAGCAAGCCAUUCGAGUUUGACUGGGUGCCUUGCGGAUACAAUUUACACGCUGAGGGGCUACCAUUGAUAGGAAGCAGUCAUUGGGAGCCCAUUGUGCGCUUCUGGAGUCGUUCGUGGUUUCGACGCGCAUGGGUUUGGCAGGAAGGUGCAUUGGCGAAGGACUUUGAGUUUUGGGUUGGCGAAGUCGUGUUCGUGGAGUUCGACGUUGUCACAAGUUCCUUGCACUUGAUCAGGAAUGGUCUUGGUUCAGCGCUCGCAGCGCAGCACAUAGGCCCAUCAACCAGAAGACCUCUGUCCUCCGGACUAAAAGUUGGCAUCCAAGCUUCAAAGUUGGCCUGCUUGCAGUAUUUGGCUAAAGGCUUUAAUACACUCGAGGUCGAAACGACCGAGUUCACUUGGGGUGUCGCCGAACGCCUGGUUGGACCUGAUGAGGAUGAAGACACGCAAGAUACGAGUCGUCAGCUUUUGAAAGUGUUUGUAACGAUGAUGUGGACGACCUAUUCGGAUUUUACAAGCGAGCCACGUGAUCAGAUCUUUGCGAAAUUGGUCCUGAUCCGACAAAUCGCGGAGGCAUACCGGGUACCGCCAAUACCAUUGCAAAUCGACUACAGCAGAUCUCUAGUCGAAGUGUAUCUGGAUACUAUGACCUACAUCAUCGAGCAUAGCGGCUGGCUUGGAAUAUUGCUCCUGCUGGCACCAAACCGACCUUACGACAUGGCCUUCCUGGCUCCCAACACAUGGUCACUGGCCUUCUGGGGCGGACUUUCCCUUCCUACACCAAUCGUUGCUACUCCAGAACCAGAUACAAAAGACGGCAAUUCGAGCCAGAACAGCACGUAA
Messenger RNA from Recurvomyces mirabilis, 1368 nucleotides. RefSeq lists its product as uncharacterized. The transcript is spliced from 2 exons. NCBI's taxonomy places the organism in Eukaryota, Fungi, Ascomycota, Dothideomycetes, Mycosphaerellales, Teratosphaeriaceae. The record is from RefSeq and is a predicted model, not a curated record. The coding region runs from base 1 to 1368 and encodes 455 amino acids.